GAAUGGAUUGGAUUGUCAAGACUCUCAACACAAGAUCAAACAAAAAUAUCCACCUAAACCAAAAUCCCCUCCUCUCUUCCCCACGCGCACACACAAUCUGAUCUCUUUCAAUCUUAUUUUGGCAAAAAAAAAAUCUCUUUCAAUCUUUUGCGUAAGAGAAAGAAAGAAAGAGAGACAGAGAGAGAUAUGGGUACGAUAAACCAAGGAAUAAGCUUGUACGAUGAACCACAACGCAUCAUAAACCCUAGUAGGAACCAUCUCGGUUUUUUUCUCUCUUUCCCUAAUCAAACGUUAUCUUCUUCUCCUACAUCCUCUCCUUCUCUCGUGUCUCCAUUUAUAGGCCACCACUCCUUAAACUCCUUCCUUCAACAUAACCCCCCUUCAUAUCUAACUCAUCCUCAAGAUCCCAUCAAUUCCAUGGCGAAUCUCCCAGAAACUCUAAUCUCGAUCUCCUCGUUAUCCGCAUCAAAGCAAAAGGAUGCUCAUGAUACUAUUGUUAAUCUUGAUCAUCAUCGUCUCAAUUGUGGUACAUCAUCAAGGUCCUCUUUAAAUCAAUGGGCAGGGAGUUUUCAAGCAGAAUAUGGAUACAGUAAGAAAAACAACCAUGGAAGCGAGAUUCAUGUAUAUGAUAUUGAUGAUGAUGUUGGUAAUGGUGGUCGUAUUAAUGUUGACGAGGAUCAUCAACAUAAUGAUACUCUUCGUCGUCAUAAACAUAAUACGACGCCUGUAGGAGUAGGGUGUACUCUAAAGAUGAAGAAGCUUAAGACAAGAAGAAAAGUAAGGGAGCCUCGGUUUUGCUUUAAGACGCUAAGUGAUGUUGAUGUCUUAGAUGAUGGAUAUAGAUGGAGAAAAUAUGGUCAGAAAGUUGUCAAAAACACUCAACAUCCCAGGAGCUAUUACAGGUGUACACAGGACAAGUGCAGGGUGAAGAAGAGAGUGGAGAGAUUAGCAGAUGAUCCAAAAAUGGUAAUCACUACUUACGAAGGAAGACAUCUUCACGCUCCUUCUAAUCAUCUCGAUGACGACUCUCUCUCCUACUCUCACCACUCUCAUCUCUCCAACUUCUUCUGGUGAUAUUCUAAUUUGUCUUGGUUGUUUUUAUCUAAAGUUAAUCAAUCCUGCCUCGAACUAAUUAUUGCUAUGUUAAUCAAUAACUAUAUCUAUAUUCUCGUUAGGAAAUAGUUACGUGGUUUUAUAUGUGUAAUGUGUGUUGUGCGGUGGUUUAGGUUUGUUUUCUCGUGAGGUUAACAAUGUACCUUUUUACAAUCUGAGGGUUUUGUAUGUGGACGUGUCGGGAGACGAUUCCUUAUUUUAUGUGGUGUGAUUAGCAAAAUUUAAGGCUUUGCAGUUUGUAUGGUCAAAUAUAUUAGCGGUGGAUGCAGCAUAUGGUCGCAUCACACUUAAGCACAUUUAUAUGCAAUAAGAUCCCAAGUUUUAAAUACA
Raphanus sativus (radish) is the source of this 1443-nucleotide messenger RNA. Its product is annotated as probable WRKY transcription factor 13. The transcript is spliced from 3 exons. Bases 187 to 1074 code for a protein of 295 amino acids. Gene Ontology annotation, molecular function: DNA-binding transcription factor activity; sequence-specific DNA binding. NCBI's taxonomy places the organism in Eukaryota, Viridiplantae, Streptophyta, Magnoliopsida, Brassicales, Brassicaceae. Gene Ontology annotation, biological process: regulation of DNA-templated transcription. The record is from RefSeq and is a predicted model, not a curated record.